AUGGAAUUUCAGAAUGUCGCUGAUUUAAUUGCGUGCCAAGUGAAACCAUUCGUGAAAAAGGUGAUUCUGAUGCAAUGGAAAUACUCGAGCCCAACAUUGGAAGAUAUUUGCGAAGCAUAUAGCCCUAAACUCGUUCUUCCUGCUUAUAUGGCCACCGUGACUCGAGAAACUGUUAUAACAAAACCUUGCCAAUCAAAUUACCAACUGAACAUGAUCCAGACACCAAAAAAGGUGUGGGCAGCUUCUGUAAGUGGUCCGAAUACAAAAGUAAUAGUUCCACUUGGCGGUGGCGAGAAGUCUAGUGUUGAUUACUUGACACGCGAUGGUCUCGAUUUAGCAUUGAAUUUGUUAUUUUUCGCGACGGCAUAUCGUCUUUCCGAUGGUGCAGAAUUUAAAAAUCUGGAAGAAGCAGAGCAUGUACGGCUUGUCGUUUUUGUCGAAAAGCAUGAGCUUGAAGAGCUGCAGACAUUCAUUGCCCAAAAGCUGUUUCGGGAAUUUGUGCAAGAGUAUCGGCGUUUGGAACGAAUUUUCAUCGAUCUGGAACUCUCGCCGGAAGAGUUGUCGCAAACCGCUUUCAACGCCAAUUAUUUGACAAAGGCGAGAAGUAAAAUGGUACCAUGUGUCGAUUAUUCGAGAGUAGUUCUCAAUGAUGGGCUAGGUCAUCUCGAUGAUCGGGAAGCUUUGAUUAAUGGAAUGUUCGAAGGGGAGCACGAGUUUGAGCAUGCAACUCCUAACACAUAUGGAACCACAGAUUUCAUCCAUGCAAAUUACGUGCGCGGCGGACCUCUUCUAAACACAUUUAUUUGUGCCCAGGCUCCAUUAAAAAACACACAGGAAGAUUUUUGGCGAAUGGUUUUCCAAGAGAAGAGUCAACUCAUUGUGAUGCUCAAUUCGGCUGUUGAUGUGUCAACACUCGGACCAUUGGAUUCGGCAAACCGAAAUUAUUGCCCUUAUUAUUGGCCAAAAUGUGAAAAAGAGGAACUCAGGUUUGGACCAUUUAUUAUCAAAUGCUUAAGUGUCGAUUGCAAAGCGGAUCCAUUGUUCACGAUAACAAAAUUGAAAAUCAUUAAAGUAACGAACGAUUUUGACGACGAAGAUGAUGAGCUCGUGCUAGAACAUUGGCAAUGGGAUUGGCAGUACCUUGGAGAUGUUCAUUGGCCAUUCAGAGUGCUUAGAAAAGCACGAUUACUAAAAACACCGACGAUUAUUCAGUGUCUGGAUGGUUGCGGAAAAGCGGGAACUUUGGUCGCAAUUGAAGCUGCUUUAAUGCAUUUUGUUCGAGGUUCGCCAGUUUGCAAAUCGCUGAUUCUGCAAUCGUGCGUAUUCGUCCGAAUGCAGCGCCGCUUGUCGGUCUCAUCAGUCCUUCUCUAUCUGUUCAUUUAUCGCGUUGUGCUUCGCUGGAUUGAACCGUACGUGUCGAAAUGGUACCAGCGAGUCGCGCUCGGUCUCCGAUUCCCCUCAAUCGGAUUCAUCGAAAAAUUCAACUCGAUGUCACAAGAACUCACUCGAAUCACACCGCCUUAUUAA
Messenger RNA from Caenorhabditis bovis, 1527 nucleotides. Lineage: Eukaryota; Metazoa; Nematoda; Chromadorea; Rhabditida; Rhabditidae. The record is from the annotation of a GenBank genome assembly.